This is a messenger RNA of Anopheles coluzzii, 1877 nucleotides long. Its product is annotated as aldo-keto reductase family 1 member B7-like. Gene Ontology annotation, molecular function: oxidoreductase activity. The transcript has 2 exons. The coding region runs from base 235 to 1167 and encodes 310 amino acids. NCBI's taxonomy places the organism in Eukaryota, Metazoa, Arthropoda, Insecta, Diptera, Culicidae. The record is from RefSeq and is a predicted model, not a curated record.
CAGUGGGGUGUUGAUAUUUUUCCUUUUCAUGUUUGAUGUUUCCACCAUGAAUCAUCAAGGACGUCACUAUUUCAUACGGCUUGACACGUCAGAGAAGAUUAUUUCUUGUCGCGACAUUUUGGGCUAUUUGGCGUUGUUUUGAUUUUCGUCUUUGUUUAAUCGGAAAGAACGAUCCACGUGAUAAUUUAAUAAAACAUUAAAUUAGUAUAUUCCGCUUCGAUUCCUGUUUAGAGAAUGAUACCUAAAACGUGCAUCAACUUAAGUGACCAGCAUUCAAUAGCUUUACCCACGAUUGGUCUUGGUACAUACUCAAUACUUGGCGCCGAUGGCAAGGAAGCGAUCAGAACAGCAAUCGACGUGGGCUAUCGUAUGUUUGAUACGGCGGUUGCGUAUGGAAAUGAAGCGAUCGUUGGUGAAGCAAUACGCGAAAAAAUACGUGAAUGUAACAAUCUGACCCGAGAUGAUUUUUUUAUCAUCUCGAAACUUUCGGGAUCGUAUCAUCGCCAGGAUCUGGUUGAAAAGUGUUGCCGAAUGACCUUGGAUCGUUUGGGUAUGGAUUAUGUAGAUCUUUACCUGAUGCACACACCUGUUGCCUUGCAGUCUGAAAAGAAAUGUGCGGGAAAUGGAACGAAACCAAAUGCCAUCGACGAUAGUAUUGCUCCUACAGAAGCGUGGAUAGGAUUGGAGCAAUGUUACCAAGAAGGACUAUGCCGUUCCAUAGGUGUAUCUAAUUUCAACGAGCAUCAAAUAAAUGCUCUACUCUCAGACGCAUCCAUAGUUCCAGCGGUGAAUCAGAUUGAAUGCUCGAUCGGAUUCAAUCAAAGGCCGAUGCGCAAAUUUUGUCAACAGCAAAACAUUCUAGUGAUGGGCUAUACACCAUUAGGAAAGCAGAAAUUACCAUUCCUACAGAAUAAUCGUUUAAAAGAAAUUGCUCUUUCCGUUGAUAAAACUACGGCGCAAGUUAGUUUGAGAUAUCUGAUAGAUGAAGGUGUUGUUCCGAUCGUAAAAUCAACUGAUCGUAAACGGCAGCAAGAAAAUUUGGACAUUUUUGAUUUCAAGCUCACCAAACAACAGCUGGAAGAAUUAGAUGCCAUCGGAGGGGAUCAGCGUGCAUGCAAAAUGGAUUUUUUAGCAGGAGCUAAGCAUUUUCCUUUUACAGACUGUUAAAUUUUCUUACUGCUGUUGUUGUAUUUUAAUACGGGUUUGGCCGCUUGGAUGUUUAGCAGUGAGAAUGGAAAAUAUUGUUUCUAAUCUGUUUAUCAUCGUACCAAGAGUUGUAGGGCAAUAAAACUGGAAUGAUCGUAGACAGUAAGGUAAAGAUCAUCCAAAAGAAACUUAAUUAAAUUGCUAACGGAAUGUCCAUAAAAAAAUAAAACACAUACAGGCGGUCCCCGAGAUACACGGUACCUCAUAUACGCGGAUUUCAAAAUUUGACAGUUCUUUGAGCAAAUUGUACUGAUUUGAAACAUCCAUUGUGAAAUACCAAAUAAUUUCCGUAUUGAUCGAAUGUAAAAUACCAUUUAAAAAGGUUUAAAACUGUUCAAUUCAUUAGAAACAUAUCAAAUAAUUAAUUUGGUGGCUAAAACCACCCCCUGCUUGCAAAAUUGCACGAAAAUUAGUGAUAUUUUGGGUGGAAAUCACGAGAUUCGACUUACGCGGAAAUUCGAGAUACGCGGUAUUUUGCGGCCGUUUUCGGUCCCCAAUAACCGUGUAUCUCGGGGACCGCCUGUACAGUCUGUUCUGUUUAAGUAAUCCACUUAAAAGCCCAAAAUAACAGAAUUUUCCGCACAAAUCGUAUUAAAUAAAGUACAAAGUGUAUAAAAGUACUAAAUUGAAUAAAAAAUAUCGAGUAAUCAAUUGUAUUUCGUCAGAAAACC